UUUCUCUAUCCUCUCUUUCGUUUCUCUGUCUUCUCUUUCAUUUCUCUUUCGUUUCUCUAUCUUUUAUUGAACCAGCAUAUGUUUUCUCACUUUUGCUACCCACGCAAUCCAUGAGCUACCCAGAAACGGAGUCGUCCUGUUGUGAACUAACAUUGACAGACUGGUUGCAGCAGCUUCAAGUAGCGAGACAACAACUCUGCGUCGACAAGCGUGUACCAGCAGAAGUAUGGGAAAAAAUCUGCUCCUAUCUCUAUCCCUCUCAACUUUCUCGCCUUUCUCGGGCCAGUCGGUCGCUCUAUGAGCUGGUUGCGAGCUUGAAAGUUUGGCACUCCUAUUAUAUGCGGCUGGCUGGUACAGGAUUGCUAAAUCUAUUCCGCCGUCUUCCUGGCACUCCACUCUACAAGACCUACAUGCAAUACAUAUUUGCUCUCAGCUACCACAUCUGUGAGGGUUGUUCAACCUUUUCAAGGCCUCUAUGGAAUCUUCAAGACUUCGGCGCCAUACCUCUUCCGGUCCUGGAGUGGCCAGACACAGUCGAUCCAGCAAAACCUAAUAACAGAAACAUCGAACCGGAUCGAGAGCAAUGCCAAAGCGUGAUUCGCCUCUGCAGAUCCUGUCGCUGCAAGCUUUUCAGCGUCCACUCGGAACCCAUUCUGGAAAAUGCUGCACUUGAGGCAGCCAGAAGCGCUUUCGGAGAUGCUGUCGGUAUCCGAGCGCACAAUGACACACCAUGGGACCUCAUUGACAGGAGCCGCAAAAAGCUGGACACCUACUAUUUGGCACCGAAUAAAUCUCUGUGUCAAGGUCGAUCUGUUGAAUGCGGGACGCAUGAAACAUACUGUUACUACCACCAUUGGUGUAUGGAGCGGCUUUUUCCGAUUAAUUCUCGCGCUGGCCUUCCACAUGCGUUAGGGAUCUCUAUGAAGCAUUAAAGAACGCAUCUCUUUUGUUAAGCACCUGCGACAAUCUUAAUCAGUACUUCGUCAAACGUUCGUACUCCACAAUCAAUGCUUC
Messenger RNA from Gamsiella multidivaricata, 1014 nucleotides. RefSeq lists its product as uncharacterized. Gene Ontology annotation, molecular function: protein binding. Bases 111 to 932 code for a protein of 273 amino acids. NCBI's taxonomy places the organism in Eukaryota, Fungi, Mortierellomycota, Mortierellomycetes, Mortierellales, Mortierellaceae. The transcript has a single exon. The record is from RefSeq and is a predicted model, not a curated record.